Molecule: messenger RNA, 1439 nt
Organism: Trifolium pratense (red clover)
Lineage: Eukaryota; Viridiplantae; Streptophyta; Magnoliopsida; Fabales; Fabaceae
Exons: 10
Coding region: 165-1211 (348 amino acids)
Molecular function (GO): catalytic activity
Source: RefSeq, a predicted model, not a curated record
AGUGACUACUGAGGAAGAAGAGGACGGACAGGUGACAAUGUGUUUGGCUGAGUCUUGCAUGACUGACACACACAUGACGUUCUGGCUCUGCUAUGCUAACCGUCCAUAAAUUCUUUCCUCUAAGGCUCUAACCUCCUCUCCUCCUUCAUUCUUAACAACAAAAAAUGGUUUCACUUUUUUCUCAACCCUUAGGUUCUUCUUCUCCCUUUAGUAGAAGAAGAUGCACCUUCAAACUCAAACCUUUCACUGUUUUUGCUUCUCAAUCCUUCCCUUCCUUUCUUCCCAAACAAAUUCACACUGUCAAAGACCCUUUUGCUAGAAAAUUCGCAAUGCGGAUUCAGAGACUACCCGUACCUGUUAGCUUUGCUGAAAAUGCUAUCAUGAGCAGUUGUGUGAAGCCAUUAGUAAAGAGUAACGAACCUCCGAUUGUUCUUCUACAUGGUUUCGAUAGUUCAUGUUUAGAAUGGAGAUAUGGAUAUCCAUUGCUUGAAGAAGCUGGUUUUGAGACCUGGGCGGUUGACAUUCUUGGUUGGGGUUUCUCUGAUUUAGAAAACCUUCCUCCUUGUGACGUGGUAUCAAAGCGCAAUCACUUCUAUCAGUUUUGGAAGUCCUACAUCAGAAGGCCAAUGAUAUUGAUUGGACCAAGCCUCGGCUCUGCUGUUGCCAUUGACUUUGCCGUCAAUUAUCCAGAAGCUGUGGAAAAACUUAUUUUGAUUGAUGCUAGUGUAUAUGCAGAGGGAACUGGAAACUUAGCAACCUUACCUAGAUCGGUAGCCUAUGCCGGGGUAUAUUUAUUGAAGAGCCUUCCGUUACGCUUAUAUGCCAACUAUUUGACCUUCACUAACAUGUCCUUAGGCACCAUCCUUGAUGGGACUAAUGUGGGCCGCUUGCAUUGCUUAUUGCCUUGGUGGGAUGAUGCUACUGUCGAUUUUAUGACUAGUGGCGGUUACAAAAUCGCUCCCCUCAUAAGAAAGGUAAAGCAGAAAACACUGAUAAUAUGGGGUGCAAAUGACCGCAUUGUCAGCAAUAAGCUUGCAGUGCAACUACACUGUGAAUUACCUAAUGCAAUUCUACGCCAAAUACCCGACUGUGGGCAUAUUCCUCAUUUGGAAAGACCUGAUUCAACUGUUAAAUUCAUUGUUGAAUUUAUUAAGACAGAGAAAAAGAAAUUAAGUCGAUGUGUUUCACAAGUAAGCCAAGUUAUCAGUUAAGUUUUAGUCAACCUGCAGGUGAUAGAGCUAAAUCCAGUUUCUUUAGAGGAAGAUGUAAACAAUGUAGCUGCAGUAGCAUAAUGAGUUAUAAAGAAAGAUAGAAACAAUGUGUGCUGUAGUAGCUUAAUAUUGUUAAGCCUUUCUCAUGUUAUAUAUUCGUUUACAUAAUAAUUGAUUGUUGAUGUUUUAGUUGGCUGAAAAAUAACAAAUAUUACUAGCUCUUUUCAA